Molecule: messenger RNA, 8826 nt
Organism: Mizuhopecten yessoensis (Yesso scallop)
Lineage: Eukaryota; Metazoa; Mollusca; Bivalvia; Pectinida; Pectinidae
Product: nuclear factor interleukin-3-regulated protein-like
Exons: 2
Coding region: 425-2134 (569 amino acids)
Biological process (GO): circadian rhythm; regulation of DNA-templated transcription
Cellular component (GO): nucleus
Molecular function (GO): DNA binding; DNA-binding transcription factor activity
Source: RefSeq, a predicted model, not a curated record
AGCGGCUUGUUUGUUCAGCGAUAGCGCAAUAUAUGUACGUGAGUAAUAUGUGGCUACGCAAAAUGUGUACACAUACACACAUUAUAACACUGUGUUACCCAACCUUGUGAUGACACAGUCCACAGGAAACACAACGUGGCUAUCAGCAUCCGCCGCAUUUUAUAUACACAAACAGGUCAGAUGGUUAUUAAUAAGUAACCGGCCCAGUGGCGGUCAAUGCGCUUAUACGAUAUGUGAUCCCUAUACAACGCUAUUUAGUGUUAGUUGUACUUUUUACUCAUUAUCGCACUAGAAACUGUGGAAAACACGGCCAUGGCUGCCAUAUGACCUUAACCUGUGGCACUAUAUUACGUAAGGGCCGUGUUUACAUCAUGCGAGUGCGCUGUUGCGCAAGGUGUGUUUUGCCACUAGUAGUGUUGAAGUGAUGGCCGUAGCUUCUCGGUAUGUGGCCUUCCAUGCUAACUGUUUGGACUAUCGUAGUACACAAAACACGAGUUUUGGCUGGGAAACACCGACAAGCAAGGAUACUUGGAUAAUGCUAAAAGAAGGCGUGUCCACAAAGCAGAACGACACUGACCUCUCUCCUAUAGACAACCAUCACGAUCCUUCGAAUGCUGAAGCGACAAGAACUUGUGAUCCGAUGGAUGAAAGCAAGGAUUUUCGAAAUGACCAUACUGGUGACGAGUCUUUAAGUGAUCUGUCCAGCGAAAGCGAUUACCCGUCCCAAUCCUCGUCAAUACCCACGUGUGUGGUGGCGCCGACCUCCACUGAUGCGGACGAGUACAUUCCCUCACGUAAACAGCGCGAAUUCAUCCCAGAAAAUAGGAAAGACGAUCACUAUUGGGAGAAACGUAGAAAAAAUAACGACGCCGCUAGGCGAUCGCGGGAAAAGAGGCGAUACCACGAUUUAGCUUUAGAAAACCGUAUUGUAGAUCUCACACGAGACAAUUGUGGACUACGCAAUGAACUGUAUGCUAUAAAGAAACGUUUUGGCAUACCUCUUAACGAGACAUUUGUGGGCGAAGACGAACCACCCCCUCUCCUACAUAAGAAACAGCCUGACAGUUCUAGUUCUCCUUUAGGAAGUGUUAGCGCAGUUGGUGGAUUGUCCCCGGGAAACCAAGCUAUGCCCACGGGUUACAUGCAGAUGGGGCCCGGGCGAGGGAGCCUCCCUGUGUCCGUACCUCCACCCCUCUUACACAUGGCCGGGGGUAUGCCUGUUGGAAUGAAUUUCGGUGCCAGUGGUCGGAUGCCGAUGUACGUUCCUGUAACAGCCGCUGAGGAAACAUCUCACCAGGUAUUAUCGAACUAUCAUCGCGAAACAGAAGAUUUUGAUGAGCAGCCACCGCCUGCACAUUCCCAGCGCGUGAAAAGGGAGCUCAAUCAGGAGGCCGGGUAUGGGUCGGACCUCGCUUCAUACUACCCUGGGGGUCGGGAAAGUCCUGUUUCACUCGUGUCUACCUCAAUGCCAUCGUCGGCGACCGUGUAUUCUCGGAGCCUAGCGCCUGCCGCCCCUUUCGCAGCACCGAUCAAACACACAAUGGACUAUUCCGAUGACAAUUCUACUCAGGAAGAACCUCUUUCUUUAACCGUCAAUAAAUCAUAUGGGGUUUCUGAAAAUGAAAGCUCAAAUACGACCUCAUCGUGUGAAAGUUUGUUAUCACAAAGUCCCCCGGCCACCGCCCUACCUCAUAAGCUACGUCAUAAAUCCCCCGGCGAUUUUGCCUCCUUCACCCAAUCCCCUGGCCAAUACAGCGGCUCAUUCGCACACUCAGCCGCCUUCGGCAACCCUCUAAUCAACGGUCUAGCUCAAUUGUCGGAGAUUGCUCUUGCUCAAUCAGGGCCUCUUCCUCUUCUCAAGUCGUCUUCAUCGGGGAGGAAGUCUGGCCAUAGGAAUAGUCCUCGUUCUCAUAUUGAUCCGAAAUACGCCGAAAGACGUCGAAGGAACAACGAAGCUGCUCGAAAAUGCCGAGAGAACCGAAAGAGUUUGACGAUGGUUCGAGAAGCCAAGUCUGACUACCUAGCAGGAGAAAAUGGAAAACUUAGAGACGAGUUGGACGAACUCCAGGACGAAAUGAGAAAGCUCAAGGAAAUGGUUGAAAAGAAGAAAAAAAUUAAGGGAAGUCAUUCCUAGGAACAAUCGAGUGGUGAUUCCAUUUGAUACAAACCAGUUCACGGGAUUUGAAAGAAGACGUCCAUAUUUCCAUAAGUACGGGUUAAACAGGAUCUGUGACGAAGCGCUCUGAGGCACCCCACGGGGACAUCCAUUUCAUUUCAAAAACUGAAAGGCAGCCGCCAUCUUUUAAAUGUUUAUCAGGUAUAUGAUAGGUCUUGCUGACGCUUGAACCUACCAACACUCAGGUACUAAUUAUAUCUAUCUCGUAUAUCAUGUUACCGUAACAUUUAUAUAACGUUAACAUUCACGCUAGCUAUUUCAUCAUUCUCACAUUUUGAAGUGAAAGAAAAUAUUUUUUAAAGCGUUUACCUUUUAUAGAUAAAGAAAUUAUUAUCAAAUAUAUAACUAUAAAGCAGGGAUUUGCCGCUAAACACGUGCACACUGAUCACGUGAUGCUUGUGUCUGGUGUCAGAAGCCACCUAUAUUCCAGGGCCCCAGGUGUCUGGGCUGUUGAAGAGUGGCUGAAAAGUCACUCUGAUGCAUAUAUAACAUUACGGGUGUACGUCGCCAGUGGUGACUUAUGUUAAAAUUAGUUUGUAUAUCUGUCUAUUUUGUGUUAUUUUUAAGAGUUUGCAAUCUAUUAUAUAUGUAUAUAUAUAUAUAUAUAUAUAUAUAUAUGUAUAUUACUUUUCACUUACACUUGGUCGAUUUGGUCACACACGAGAAUGUACAAACACUCCCAUUCGAUAUUCAAUCAAACAAAUUAUAAAGGCAAACAAAUCCGAUAAAUGUCUUAUUUAAAAGCCUAACGACAAAACUCAUCUUUCACUUUUACCAUCUUAAGGUAAAAUAGAGUUAGUUUUCAAAUAUUAGAUUUUAAAAAACCACUAAAACUCCAUGACGUACAUGGUUACACGCGUACGAGUAUAAAUCUAUUUAUAUAAUUGUAUUCAUACAUUAUGUAAUAAGGGAUUUUGUUUAUGCUAUACAUACUAUAUGAAUAGUCCAAAGUGUAUUCAGAUAUAUAUACCUGUAGAUCAAAUGAGUAUUAGGAUACUGUGGGCAUUAGUGACAGUAUAUUUGUAAAUGAAUUAUGACGGCACGUGCGUUUUGAUAGUUCACUAUUUAGACAGUACAUGUGUUUUGAUAAAAUACGGGUUUAAAUAGUUCUCAUGUAUGUAUUUAGCAGACACGUGUUUUUUUCACAAUACACGUGUAUUAAUUAUACAUGUAUAACGAUAUUACAGGUCGAUAUUAAAGGUGUAUCGUUAAAACAUGUGUGCUGAUAACACAUCUGUAUCGGUAUUACAUAUGUAUCGAUGUAACAUGUGUAUCGAUAUCACAUUUACUUCGAUGUAACAUGUGCAUCGAUAAAACAUUUGUAUCGAUAUUACAUGUACUUCGAUAAUACUUGUGUAUCGAUAUUAAAUUGUAAUCGAUAUUACAUAUAUUUCGUUAGUAUAUGUGUAACGACAUUACAUGCACAUGUAUUAUCGAUAUUACAUUUAUUUCGAUAAUAUAAACACACAUAUUUAAAGCGUAGUUUUACUGUAUGUUUAUGGACAAGUUUUAAGUAUGCAUGUAUGAUUUAUAAUGUACAUAUACUGCAUUCAAUACAAAAAUUGCUUAGUAUAUUACUGGUAAGUCCUAUGGAGAACCCGUAGGGUUGUUUGACGGGUACAUGUAUUCCAUAUGGCACACGUCAUAGCGAAAAUAAAGUACAUAAAUAUAUGUUAUACUCGUAUAUCAAAGUACCAUAACCCUCCACCAACUACAUAUGUACAUUUUUGUGUGCGAUCAUUCUCGCCGGUGCCUUUUUUCCCAUAUAUUUAAAUUUGUUUAUUGUUGAGGGAUACCUUUAUCUAUUUAUCUACUUUUUGGUCUUUUUAACAAAUUCAUUUUUGAAGGUGUAGCUCGUCGGGCUAUGCAUUCACAGUGGCUGUUUGGUGCAUAUUUAAUUUAUAUAUAGCUUUCGAGUACAUUCAUACACGACGUUCAAACGUGCCAUAUCGUUUAACAUAUAUAUUCAUGUGUAGACAUUGAAAUGUCUGGUUUUAUUGAAACGGAAAUAUUACAUAUUUAACGCUAUUAUAUAUUUCCUUUUUUUACUGAAUACAAAUACCUCAUCUAUCUAAAACGAAUUCCACAUUAUUCAGAUUUUUGUUAUAUUUUUGUCGAAUUAACUUAUGGCUAAUGCUAGAUCUUUCAUGCCCUAGCAAGUCCCUGUAGUUUUGUGGGUGAUAGAUUUGGUUUCAUUACUUUGUGUGUGUUUGUAUGUGCUAGUUAUAUUGUAUAUCAAUAUAUAUCUAUUUGUGUGUUUAUUAUAUCCUGAAAGUAAGUUAUGCAGUGAUCUUGCGUCAUGUGACGUCACGCCAGCAGGUCAUGUGACUGGGCCAUCGGUGAAAAGCUUUUAAGAUAUUCAAAAGUCACGCUUAAACGUAUUUUAAAUAUUUUCCUGUUAAUCCCUACUUGAAAGUUUAAGUGCUAUUUUACUGACUUAAUUCAGUGCCAUUGUUAUCAUCAAUAAUCAAUAUUGCAAUGUCAUUACUGAACUCAUUUAUGUUUGAGUUUAUAUUGAGCUUUGUUGCCUAUUGCAAAUUAAAAAAAGACAUCUAUUGUUUACAAACGCACAUUUUGUACAGGCAGUCUAUGGUCGGCCAUGUUACAGGAAGCCUGUGGUCGGCCAUGUUACAUGAAGCCUGUGGUCGGCCAUGUUACAGGAAGCCUGUGGUCGGUCAUGUUACAGGAAGUCAGUGGACGGCCAUGUUACAGGAAGUCUGGGUUCGGCCAUGUUACAGGAAGUCUGUGGUCGGUCAUGUUACAGGAAGCCUGUUUGUUCGGUCAUGUAACAGGAAGUUUCUGGUCGUCCAUGUAACAGGAAGUCUCUGGCUGGUCAUGUAACAGGAAGUCUCUGGUCGGCCAUGUAAUAUGUAGUCUGUGGUCGGUCAUGUAAUAUGAAGUGUCUGGUCGGCCAUGUCGUAGGAGGUUUAUGGUCGGUCAUGUAACAGGAAGUCUCUGGUCGGUCAUGUAACAGGAAGUCUCUGGUUGGUCAUUUAAUAUGAAGUCUGUGGUCGGUCUUGUAACAGGAAGCCUUUGGUCGGCCAUGUAACAGGAAGUCUGUGGUCGGCCAUGUAAUAGGAUUUCUCUGGUCGGCCAUUUAAUAGGAAGUCUGUGGUCGGUCAUGUAACAGGAAGCCUUUUGUCGGCCAUGUUGUAGGAGGUUUCUGGUCGGUCAUCUAACAGGAAGUCUCUGGUCGGCCAUUUAAUAGGAAGUCGCUGGUCGGUCAUGUAACAGGAAGUCGCUUGUCGGUCAUGUAAUAGGAAGCCUGUGGUCGGUCAUGUAAUAGGAACCAUGUGGUCGGUCAUGUAAUAGGAACCAUGUGGUCGGUCAUGUAACAGGAAGUCUCUGGUCGGCCAUUUAAUAGGAAGUCGCUGGUCGGUCAUGUAACAGGAAGUCGCUUGUCGGUCAUGUAAUAGGAACCAUGUGGUCGGUCAUGUAAUAGGAAGCCUUUGGUCGGCCAUGUUACAGAUUGUAUUAUUGCUGCUGCUGCUGCUUACGUCCUGUCAGUUGUACAGUUCCGAAACCUAUACUUUAUAUGUAAUUCCUAUAUCUAUUCACACACCAUUUUAUCUGAAUGAGAUAUAUAUAAUUGGGUAACACUUAAUUUUUUACUCGAGAUUUAAACUACAUUUUCAAUUAAAUAAUGUAUAUGUUUAGUCUCUAUAAUAUUAGGGAAAGCUAGUUACGAGCUGUAUUCAUACCGACGCUCAGCUACUUUUACGCAGAUGGGCCUUUUCUAUUAUUAGUCAGGGAUUCCUGGGCAUUUUUUUUAUCAUAUUCAAACGUAGAUUCUGUGGUAGUAUUGUUUUUCCAACGCCAUGAUUAGAAGUGCCAUGUGAAAUGUCUCCGUUGCCAUAUUUUGUACAAUUUUUUAGUGAAACUGUUGAUUUCUCUGUGUAUGCUAACAAAAAAUGACGUUAUUAUGCCAUGCGCAGUACACUUGACGGUGUCGCUCAAUAUUGUUGGCAGAUAACAGUUAUUUACAUAUAAUAUGUACAUAUGGAAAUUGCAAAUAUGGAAAUUGCACACAAUUCUGAACAAGUUUGCGAAGAGUGAAUAGCCCGUCAUGUGUCGUUGUCGGUCGUUAUGGGCCAGGCCAUACUAUAAAUAUAGGUCUUAAGAUAUAUAGCAUAAGGGGCCCCGUCACGUGAUAACUGUAUGUCUCGAUAGGCCCGGCUGUCACGGGAUAACUUUAGGUGUUUUUUCAUAUGUCAUAAGAAGCCUCGUCACAGCAUAACUGUCGAUUCUAGGAUAAGACAUAUGCGGCCCUGUCACAGGUUGACCAUAUGUCUAGGUCUGUGGUCUAACAUAAUAAACGGUAUAAUUAUUUGUAUUUUUAAUCGAUGAAGUGCUACUGUUUUAAAACCUAGUCGAUACUUACGAGUCUCGGGUAUUGGCGAUGGCUGUUAUCAUCCCGCUAUGUGCUCUUUUUGUUGUAAACUCGUUCGCACUCUAUGCCGUGUUGAUUGCGUAUUUCUAACGUAUAUACAUCCCAUGCUUAUCGAGAAAUUGACUUGAUCUAUUAGAAAACGUAGCAUUUGUUCAUAAAAAAACACCUUUAUUCAAGUAUAAAAAAAAUCCGUAACAGUUUACGAGUUAAGCCUUACCAAUGUAUAUCUGUAGUUUCGAUCUCGAAAUAAUUGGCAGGUUUUUGCUUUACAAACAAAAAUAUCGCAUCAGGGGGUAGUUGGAGAAGCCUUUUUAUUAUCAAACGGUAAACAACGAAUGAUAGCUUUGUAAACAUGGCAAGCAUACUGUUUACAUCAUCACUGAUGUCAUCAGAUUAAAUUGGAAAUUCAUAGUGUUUUAGUCAUAUAGAAAUGGUGUUCGUUAACCUAGAAAAAUGGUCGAUUAUAUUAAUGUUUGCCAUCCCAUUCCUUGUCCGUCCGUUCUAUGACACAGUCUGUGGUCAAAGACGUGAUUUGAACUUUCAAUCGAACUUAAUGAAUGAAUUUUGACCAAACAUGGACAUCAUUACGUUAAAAUGUUGAUAAUUGUAUUUGCAUGCGGACACUGCAAACUGCCUUUGUUUUCUUAACUCUUUUAAAGGAGGAAUUUCGCGGCACUGUAUUUAAUCAUCUAAUUACGCAUUGGUUGUCGAACGUAACGAAAUAAUAAUAAAAAUAUAAUACAGCAUGUCAAAAUUAACUAAAUUUACAUUCUUAGAAUCAAACUGUUUCGAUCGUUUUCCCUGUACAGUUUAAAAAAUCGGUCAAAGACAAUACUUUAACCGUAAGCUCCUCCACAUCACAGCGCUAUGCCGCCAAUGCGCCGUGUAGUGUUCCGUGACUGCGGGGACAAAACACUUGCUACUAUAACUGUCGAAAUGCGGAAAUACUAGUAGUACGUCAAUGUAAUGCCUCUUUACUGUCGGGUCGAUCCUAAAUGUUGACAUCAAACUUGAGUCUCAUUUUGUUAAGCAUGAGAUCCGUUUUCAAUACAUGCGGAAUGAUAGAUGAGCGAUACAGAUCUAGUGUUUAGAGCAUACUUGAUCUGAUGUUCAAAACAAUGACGCUUGACUUCUCCAUUAUUGUGCAAAAACACAACGUACUCGUUCUAUUCAUUAGUUCUGAGAUCUCAUAUUUUAUCUUCAGAAAGAGAGAAUUCAUGUUUUUUUUUUAAAUUGAACUACAGGUUUAUGAAUUAUAUUUUCAAAUUGCCAACAUGAUCAAUAUUUGACAUGGUAACUAUACCUCGAAUUAUUACAGGUAUACCUUCAUGUGUUUUUUUUAUGUUUUUUUUUAUUGUUCUUCUUGUCUAAAUCUUCAAAUUUUAGACACCUCUGGGACCUCAUUGUUUGUGAAUGUUAAAAUAUGUAUAUUCACUUUUACUUGUAAACAAAUUUAGUGCUAACAUCAUCAAUUGUUAACGUCUUUAAUUAUGUACUUAGAAAUCCUGAAUAUUAUUCACUUCUAUACAGAAUAUCGCCAUAACACAAUUUAAUUACUUUACAUUAAAAGUGAAGACAAUAAUGUUAAUUGGGAUGAAAAACCAUUGUAAUGCCAAUUAGUUAGAAAAAAAAUAUAUCAUUUACAAGAUUUUGUUUUUACAUUUACCUCCACGGACAUUUUUGAUACAUUGAUACAAAAAUUAUUCAAACGAAAAAAAAGUAACGGUUUAUAUUAUAUUGCAUUUUUCCAGAAUUUUACAUAUUGACUAAAAACGUAAUGAUUAAAAACAAAGAAAAUUACACUAGUUGAAUUUCUUUCCAUCUGAGAUUGUUUCCACAAUGACCGUUUGUCAUAAUUAUAUAAACCGAUCAUCUACCUGAUUCUUAACCGUACAGGCCUAAUUCAUUUUAGAUGUACGUAUAUCACAUCAUGUAAACUAAAGCAAAAGGGCGUUUAAAAUAAUGUCGAAAUUUAUCGGCCGAUGAUAUUAAGAAACUGUGGCGUUCCGGUAUGGUCUAUCUAUGCGUGUGUUCGUGCUGGUGAUUCUGUUUUCUACCUCUCGUAUAUAAAAGCGAUAUUGAAUAUAUGAUUGUACGUGUUAAAUAAUGUAGUAAAAAAUCGUAUAUAAUGUUUAGCGAUGUUAUUCUGUUGGAUUUCCGAUAUCUACCUCAUCAGUAUAACUGUAGAAUGAAAUUGACAUGUGCUUGUGUUUGUGUCCUUUACAAAUAAAAAUCUUCAGGAAAAUUUAAGAUGUUCGUG